AUGGUGGUUGUGGUCCAUUGUGGGGGAAUCUUUAUGUAUGGAUCUUUCAAACAUGUCGGUAUGGGCGGCGGCCGUUUUACAUCGGCUGUAAUACGAAGAGUUGUGCGAGACCGUGGGGCAGAAAGAGAGUGUGCGGUGAUAUUUGGCUCGUCUCGGUGUACCGCAACGAAGCACACCGUGUCCAGCGAGGAGCUUCGCGCCGCACUGCGUGUUUUUUCCCUCCCAGACGAUGCGACGGACGGCGACAUUAAAUUUUGCUUUCAGAAGCUUGCCAAGAGCAGUCACCCCGAUGUACUCCACCGCGACCAUUCCCACGAUCACGGCGACCAUGAAACGAAGUACAGUGGUGUCAACGCGGAGACAUUAAAGAGUGAAACAACGGCUGCAGACAAAAUGCGACGAGGUGUGGAAGCCUAUCGGUUACUAAGACAAUACAGCCGAGAGGAGAGACGUAUGAUUUUGUCUUUAUCUCGCGCGGAUGGCGAGGCACAGCAGCGAGCGCAACGCGCGUACGAGGGUCAAAGCCGCGAACAACGUCAGGGCACACAGGACGCGAGUAAUGGCACGACGUCAGGCCGGGGACGACGCCCAACGGCGGAAUUUAAUAAUUUUCAGCGGCGCAUGGAGAGGAUGCGGGAGGAGGCCCCACCGUGGAAUGUGUCGGACAGGCGGCGGCGGAGGGAGGGCGCUUUAAAUCGGCUCUCGUUCAUGUUUGGACCAAAAGGUCAUUCCGCUCAGGCAGCGAUGGAUCGUCUUUUCCGUGAAUAUCAGCGCACGGGCGGCUUGGGGGAUGGCCUGGGCGGCGACCCUGGCCGUCCCCAGUACCCUCCAAACUCAUUUGCGUCCACUUCAGCCGCAUUCAGUCCAGAGGUAGAAUUGCAGUUUAUGCAGCUGAGGAAGCAAGCGGAGAGGGCAGCUGUUGUGGAUGCGGCCGUAGGGUACCGUCUUGUGUUUGGGAUCUUUGCCCUUGUCUUCUUUGCCUUUGUGUGCAUGGUGUAUGCAACCGUGUCACGGCAGCGAGUGGCACGACGGGGUUAUUACACAACGGAAGCAUCAGCCACUUCCAUAAUGGCAAGUGAAGGAGGCGUAGGAGAAAAGGGGCAUGGAGAGGAAAGGAAGGAGCAGAAAAAAUAA
Molecule: messenger RNA, 1134 nt
Organism: Trypanosoma cruzi
Lineage: Eukaryota; Euglenozoa; Kinetoplastea; Trypanosomatida; Trypanosomatidae
Exons: 1
Coding region: 1-1134 (377 amino acids)
Source: RefSeq, a predicted model, not a curated record